Molecule: messenger RNA, 1626 nt
Organism: Amphiprion ocellaris (clown anemonefish)
Lineage: Eukaryota; Metazoa; Chordata; Actinopteri; Pomacentridae
Product: EPM2A-interacting protein 1-like
Exons: 2
Coding region: 806-1447 (213 amino acids)
Molecular function (GO): protein dimerization activity
Source: RefSeq, a predicted model, not a curated record
GCUAGCAGCUAGCCAUCAGAGCGGUCAGUACUCCUAAACGUGAACAUGGCCGAAGGGAAACGAGCCAAGACCUAACAUGCAAUGCAACGGUGGCGCUGGCAAAGAAAGGCAAUCUGGAGAGGCAUUUUAAAACAGUACACGGGAGCUACGAGAGUGAUUUCCCGACAAAAACGUCUUUGUGCGCCGCAAAAGUGCGAGACUUGAAAGCGCAGCACGGCAGUCAGUGUUGACCAAACCGAAGACCCAGGGUGAUAUAAGGCCGAAACUAUUGCUUCAUAUCGCGUCAGUCACGAGCGAGACAAAACUGCCCUCUUCAAGCUGAUCUCCAUCACACCUGAUGGGGCGCCUGGUAUGAUGGGCCGCACCGGUGGGUUUACUGCACUGUGCAAAGAACGUGAAUCUUUCCCGGAUAUCCUGAAUUAUCAUUGUAUAAUUCACCAGCAAGCGUUGUGUGGAAAGAUUUUAAAUAUGAAAGAAGUGAUGGAUAUUGCGAUGAAGACUGUGUUUAGUUCGAGCCAGGAGUCUGCAGAGAAGGCUUUUCCGUGCUCACUUGGAGGAGAAUGAUGCUGAGCACACAGACCUGCUACUUCACACGGAUGUUAGGUGGUUAAGCAGAGGUACAUUUUUGGCCAGAUUUACGGAGCUGUUGCCUGAAAUCAAGGACUUCCUGAAGCUUUCAAAACAUGUGGAUCGCCAUAGAAAGCUACAGGACCACCAGUGGCUUUUAGAUUUAUCUUUCCUCACUGAUCUGACUGGUGAGCUCAAUGAAUCUAAUUUAGAGCUGCAGGGUAAAGAUGUUGUCAACAUGAUGAGUUCAGUGAACACGUUUAAAAGCAAGCUACAGCUGAUGUCCAGCAGGCUGCAGCGUGGUAACCUGCACAACUUCCCUCACAUGCAAGCAGAACUACAACGUCCAGGUAAAGGUGUGACACAGCUUGACAGUGCACGUUAUGAAGAGCAUGUUCAGAGCAUCUCCUCAGCGUUUCAGAGACGUUUUACUGACUUUGCAUCCAUCAAGCCUGUAGCCAGCUAUAUGUGUUAUCCAUUUGGUGCAAGUAUUGAUGUUGGUGACAUUGCCGCCAAAGUCAAAUCACUUUUUGACUUGGAAAGCUCCGCUCUUGAGGAUGAGAUUCUGACAUUGCAAAAUGACAUUGAGAUCAAAGCCAGAUCAACAUCCACUCAACCUGGAGAGCAUGUGGUGUUCUGGAAACUACUGGUGGAGGAGAAAUAUCCCAAUCUCAGAAGAUGUGCCUUGAACCUGACAGCUCUUUUUGGAUCAACUUAUUUGUGCGAGUCUGCUUUCUCGCACAUGAAAAUCAUCAAGUCCAAGCACAGAUCAGCAAUGACAGAUGACCACCUUGCAGCCUGCCUACGCCUUGCAACCAGCUCCUACACUCCUGACUAUGAGAAGCUGGCCUCCUCCUCCCAGUGCCAGGUCUCCCACUAAGCUUGAGUUCAUCAGACAUCGAUCUUCAGCGGCACUGGGACAGUUUGCAGUCGCCUGUGAAGCGAAUGGGAUGAGUCGGGCACCUUCAAGUCCGAGGCCAUGGUUCUCUGCCAGAAACCAGUGGAUUGCUCCAGGGGGACUUGUUGCCUCAGGUAAGGGAGUUUAAGUACCUCCGUAAA